GAGCAAAUUGCACGCGAGAAACAAGUAAGUGGGCGUGCACAAUUACAAGUUUGGUAUAAUGCCGAUCGCAAUGAGUUGGUUGUCUCACUAAUGGCCGCCGAUGAUCUGGCUUUGCGCGAUGAGGCCUACGGACAUGGUAAUCUACCCGAGGCAUAUGCAAAAGUGCGUAUUUUACCCAAAUGCGGCGACGGCAGCGUGCAACAAACCGAAGUCAGUCAUCCGACACAAAAUCCCAUUUGGAAUGCAACGCUUACCUUUUCACACAUGAAUGCCGACAGCCUCAUGGAUCGCUACAUUGACAUACAGUUAUGGGAUCUAGUACCCCACACUGAGUCCAUAUUUCUGGGCGAAUGCAGUGUCGAACUGCAGCAGGCCUUUCUCGAUGAUCGUGCCAUCUGGUGUCGACUGGAGGAUCCGAAGGGGCUGCGCGGCAUCAGCAUGUCAAAAUCGCCGAGCGUCUCACCGCGCGGCUCCAUUGCCGCCGGCUGUCCGGGCGGUGAUGUAUCACGUCUACUACGACGCGAUUACAAUAUGCAACGUUCCAUAUCGGACGAUGUUGAUUCGAUCGGCGAUGGCACCACAUUGUUACAUCCCGAUCACGCCUGGGUGGCUGGCUCACGGCGUGGUUCAUCGCAGUCGGAGACGCUCGAGGUCGAGGUAUAUCAAUUGGGUAAAGAUUUUUCACGUUCUUUACCCGGUUCGCGGCGUUCUUCAUUUCAAGAUCCAGACAAAAUACGCGAAGAGGAUGCAAUGCAAGCGCCACCAGCUUCGUAUUAUGUCGGCAGACGUCGUUCUUCGGUGGCGCGUCGUGAUCCAGAUGAAAUAUUAAAAUCAUUGAAAGCUGUGCGUGGUGAACUCGGACGCGCAAUGAGUUUAGGGACGGAGCAACAAAAACGACCGGGAUCAAGACGCGCUAGUCGUGUGGGCUUGCCGAGCACUCCGAGCAGUCGCAAGGGCUCCAUACUUGACAUUGCGCAGCAGCAACAACAGCAACAGCUACAACAGCAGCAUCAACAACACUUGCAACAGCAACUGCCAGUGGGUAUCGGCAAUGCAGCGACCAGUCCACCCUCGGAUGACGAAGGCAAACAGUUUACGCCACGCUGGAAGGGUUCGGGCAGCAAUCUGCGUCCACAAAGCGCUAAGCAGGCGUUGUCAAUGCUGAAGCAAGCCUCCUCCGCCACGAAUGUAGCUAUGCAAGGGCAGAGUGGCGGUAGUUUGUUGGGUCUAGGCAACGAUAGCCCCAAACAGUUGCGAAAAGGUAGCAUGAUUAAUUUAAAGGCAAACGAAAAUACGCUCGGACCGACAGCGAUACUGCAGCGCAAAGGAAGCGUUUAUGCACACAGCGCAACGGAACGCGACACCCCUAGUGUCGGCAGUAGCGGUUCGCCGCAGCGGAAAGCCAGUGUUUAUGCUGGCGGUAGAGCAGGUGGCCACGUCGGUGAGUCGGCGCUGUUGCGCAAAAGUAGCAUGUAUAGUGUCAGCAGCAACGAAAGCCCGUCCAUGUUGCGCAAGCAGAGUAUCGCACCGCAACAUCUCAGUGCCAAGAACUUAAGUCACAGCAGUCAUGCAGACAGCAUGAGUAGUUUAACGUCAACGACUGCGACCACAGUCGCCACUGCGGGUAUUGAUACGGACUAUGGUCUAAAAAUGGGUCCAGGACAAAUACAUCCAAAAGGUUAUCGGCUGACAAUGGUGCGACAUGGCGAGCUGAAAAUGGCAUUUGCCAAAAUCAAAGGCACCGUCGAAGUGGAGGUGAUAUGCGCACGCAACAUUGUGCCCGAGGACUGUGAGACACCGCCGGAUACAUAUGUGAAAUGCUACAUCAAAGAUGGCGAUCGACUGCGGCACAAGAAGAAGACGCGCGUGGUGAGGCACUCGGCCGAACCCUACUACAAGCAGACGCUCAAGUAUCAGAGUGCGGACGUUUUCGGUCGCAACAUUGUCAUUAUGGUCUGGCAACGCUGUGUCGGUUUCGAACAUAACCAAGGUUUGGGCGGCACCGAAGUCAAUUUGGACAAAAUCAAUGCAGCACAACGCAUAGGCGGCUGGUAUCCACUCUUUCCGAUGCAUUCAUUAGGCGGCUCCGAUUCGGAUAAUUCUCCUUGACCGAUCACGCGCAAACACAUGCGAACCACACAAACAAAUACAAUGAACAAUAAAAUCGACACCACAAAUAUGAAUCAAAAUACAAUAAUUACAACAAAACGAGUUAUAACAAUUGCAACAAAAACACCAACAAAUCAACUACGCUAUAAUACUAUUUAUAAUAAUGAUUAUUGUAAUGAUGAUGCAAGUAAUUAUUACAAUAACGGUAUUGUAUGUAAUGAUUACGUUAAUGAUAAAGCAAAUAAUAAUUACAAUAAUGGUAAUGCAAGCAAUGAUUACGAUAAUGGUGAUGCAAGUAAUGAUUACAAUAAUGGUAAUGCAAGUAAUGAUUACAAUAAUGGUGAUGCCAGUAUUGAUUAUAAUAAUUUAUGCAGCGAAAAGGCUCAAUUACAAUUUACUACAUUUAAAUUGCAAUUUAUGGCAACUAUGGAAAUUUUCCAAUUACAACAAACUAUUAUGGCUAAGCAAAAACAAUUAAGAAUGGUUGUGGAACGGUUUGCGGAGGUCCCAAGGGCUUCUUAAAGGCUUGAAGAGUGAAUAUUAAAUUGUUUUUAAAAAAAUAUUAGUGAAUAUAGUAUAACCACAAUAAAAAUGCAUAUUUUAAUAAAAGAGCUUAUAGAAGAUUCUUCUAAAGAAUUUGUUGCAAAACAAAAACACCAUUACAAACACUCACACAUACAUACACAAUGGUAUAAUUACUUGUAUGCUCUUACUAUAGUUGGAAGAGGUGGUGAGGAAAUGUUAGUUACUAUUUACAAAGCAUUGAAUAAAAAAUGUUAAGUAGAGGAGAGAAGAGAAGGGAAAGUGAAAAGAUACAGCUUUUUAUAUACAUACAUACCCAACUACUUAUAUUAUAUAAUGCUGCUAUAAAAAUUUUUUCAAAAAUACAAGUACAAAUAUUUUGUUUUUAUAAUAUUAUUUCCGUUGCUAACACCAAAAAUAACAACAAAAUCAAAUUAACUACUCCACUAAUACAUAUAUAACCAGGCGAAUAGUCAGCUUUGGUUGCCUAAGGAAGUGUUUGUUGAAC
Molecule: messenger RNA, 3139 nt
Organism: Bactrocera oleae (olive fruit fly)
Lineage: Eukaryota; Metazoa; Arthropoda; Insecta; Diptera; Tephritidae
Source: RefSeq, a predicted model, not a curated record